GCUGUUAAUGAGCAUUAUCCCGGUUUUUCCUCUGAAAGUAGGCGGGUAAUCAACAUUUGUUCUGCAGGAUGAGGCUGCAGCCACAUCCUGGUGGAGCUGAGGGACUGAAUCACGUCCUGAUGUCUCAUGGAUGUGGGUGGGAAUCAGGGAGGAGUUGUGGGAGCAUCUUGUUGGGGACCAGUGGGGUUCUCAUGGGUUCCCCCAUUCCUGCGUGGUUGUCCCUUCUCUCCCUGUCCCCAAUUCCCAUUGUCCCCCUGCUCUCCUCGCUGUGAUUAACACAAGUGUUUGCUCAGCAGGGACAAACCACAGGCUGCAGAUCCCAAACCCCUGGGGUCACACGGAUUGCCCACACAGACCAUGGCUCUGCCCAACCUGUCUGAUUACCUGGAUGGCCUCAACAACUACAGCGACUACGCCGACUACACCUACGAGGACACGGGCAGUGCGUGGGCAGACCCGGCCCACAACCCCAAGGACAUCACCAGGAUCCUGUCUGUCAUCAUCUACAGCGUCUCCUGCGUGCUGGGCAUCCUGGGCAACGGCCUGGUCAUCGCCAUCAUCGCCCUCAAGAUGAAGAAAUCUGUCAACGCCGUCUGGUUCCUCAACCUGGCCGUGGCCGACUUCCUCUUCAACAUCUUCCUGCCCAUCAACAUCGCCUACACGGCCAUGAGCUACCACUGGAUCUUCGGGACGGUCAUGUGCAAGCUCAACUCCUUCCUGCUCAUCCUCAACAUGUACACCAGCGUGCUGCUGCUCACCACCAUCAGCUUCGACCGCUACGUGUCCGUGGUGUUCCCGGUGUGGUCGCAGAACCACCGCUCGCCCAGCCUGGCCUACGGCGUGUGCGUGGUCAUCUGGAGCCUGGGCAUCGUCAUGAGCUGCCCCUCGCUCGUCUUCCGCGACACGGCGCAGAGCCGCGGCUCCGUCAUCUGCUUCAGCAACUUCUCGCUCUCCAGGAACAGAUCCUACCACGGGCUGGCGCUGGCCAGGCACCGCACGGUGAACGUCACCAGGUUCCUGGCUGGCUACAUCCUGCCCAUCACCAUCAUCACCUUCUGCUACGUCGCCAUCGUCAUCAACCUGCGCCGCAACCGCCUGGCCAAGUCCAAGAAGCCCUUCAAGAUCAUCGUCACCAUCAUUGUCACCUUCUUCCUCUGCUGGAGUCCCUACCACCUGCUGAACCCCCAUCGCUCCCACUCUUCCCAGGAUUCCCAGGCACGAUUGGGAAUUUGGGAUGGGGUGAGGAAAUAG
Molecule: messenger RNA, 1251 nt
Organism: Ficedula albicollis (Collared flycatcher)
Lineage: Eukaryota; Metazoa; Chordata; Aves; Passeriformes; Muscicapidae
Product: chemokine-like receptor 1
Exons: 1
Coding region: 358-1251 (297 amino acids)
Biological process (GO): positive regulation of macrophage chemotaxis; regulation of calcium-mediated signaling; complement receptor mediated signaling pathway
Cellular component (GO): plasma membrane
Molecular function (GO): complement receptor activity; G protein-coupled receptor activity
Source: RefSeq, a predicted model, not a curated record